This is a messenger RNA of Podarcis muralis (Common wall lizard), 6443 nucleotides long. RefSeq names its product IQ motif containing GTPase activating protein 3 (gene IQGAP3). Lineage: Eukaryota; Metazoa; Chordata; Lepidosauria; Squamata; Lacertidae. Gene Ontology annotation, cellular component: cell cortex. Gene Ontology annotation, molecular function: calmodulin binding; actin filament binding; GTPase activator activity. The record is from RefSeq and is a predicted model, not a curated record. Gene Ontology annotation, biological process: mitotic actomyosin contractile ring assembly actin filament organization; regulation of GTPase activity.
CAGCCAUCAUGCCCAAUGGGUAGGGAUGAUGGGAGUUGUAGUCCGGCAGCUGUUGGAGCCCCGCAGCGGGUUCCCUGGUUUCUGGAAACUGGGAAGCUCGAACACGCUUUGCUCCUCCUCGCUUCCCGAGCUCUCCCUGCAAACCCCGCCCGGGAAGGCGUACAAAGCAUCCCGCAAUGCAACUGCCUUGGCUGGGCUCACCAAGGAAACUACAGGUCCCAGGAUCCUCCGCGGCGGCCUCAGCUGGAAAGAGAAGGAAGGGAGGCGGCGGGAGAUUCAAACUUCCAGCGCGGAGCUUGCUUGGCUCCCCCAGAGGAAGCGGAGCCGCCGGAGAUGGAGCAGACCCACCAGCGCGCGGGGGGCGGGCAGGCCCGACCCACCUAUGAGCGCCUUACAGCGGAUGAAAUGGAUGAGAAGAGGCACCAGAACAUCGCCUACCAAUAUCUCUGUCAUCUAGAAGAAGCCAAGCGCUGGAUGGAGGGCUGCUUGAAGGAGGACCUGGCCUCACCAACCGAACUGGAGGAGAGUUUGCGGAAUGGGGUCACUCUGGCCAAGCUGGGUCAUUUCUUUGCACCUGACGUGUGUCCCUUGAGGAAGAUUUAUGACCUUGACCAGGCCCGUUUCAAGGCCUGCGGGCUGCACUUCCGACACACGGACAACAUCAACCGCUGGCGGGAUGCCAUGAGCCACAUAGGAUUGCCCACGAUCUUUCACCCUGAAACAACAGACAUCUAUGACAAAAAGAACAUGCCUCGUGUGGUGUAUUGUAUUCAUGCUUUGAGUUUAUACCUCUUUAAACUUGGGCUGGCUCCCCAGAUCCAGGAUUUGUAUGGGAAAGUCAAAUUCACAGAGGAGGAAAUAAACCACAUGAAACGUGAGCUGGAGAAAUAUGGUCUGCAGCUUCCAUCCUUCAGCAAGAUUGGUGGGAUCCUUGCUAAUGAGCUCUCGGUGGACGAGGCUGCAGUCCACGCCGCAGUCCUGGCCAUCAACAAAGCAGUGGAAAAGGGGGUUGUGGAGGAGACCGUCCUGGCCUUGCACAACCCCAAUGCCAUGCUCUCCAGCCUUCGGGAGGGCUUCGGGGCCAUCUACCAGGAAGUUCUCUACCUGGCCAAGGCAGAGAAAGCCAAGAAUGGGAAGAACCAGCCUCUACAAGAAAUCCCUCAUGGUGAAGAUAUUUAUGAUCAGUGCCUGACCCAGGCUGAGAUACAAAGCAGCAUCAACAACGCAAAUGUGAAAGGUGCUCUGGAGCUGGUGGACGAUGCCCUUGAGGAACAGGAUCCCCAGGGGUUGUACUGCGCUUUGCAGGAUCCUGCCCUGGCUUUGAGGAACCUGCAGCGAGAGAAUGUGGACUGGUACUUGGAUCAGCUGAGCACUGACCGGGAGCAGAAGGCUCUGGAGCUGGGCUACGCGGACUUGCUUGAGCAAGAGGAAAUCCAAGCUGGGCUUUACGUGGCCAACGAGAGAGGAGAUCAAGAACGUGCUGUGACACAGGCCGUGAGCCGUAUCAACGCCUCCAUUCGGAAAGGGGUAGCGGAGGAGACGGUGCGCUCCCUGGCAGACCCCGAGGCUCAGCUGCCGGAUGUCUUCCUCUUUGCCGCGGGGCUCUAUCAGCGAGAGUUGUCUGCCCUACAGCGGCAGCACCCACAGGGGGAGCUGGUUCAAGAGGAGCUGUUUGUUGCUGUGGAGAUGCUUUCGGCAGUGGCGCUGGUCAACCAGGCCCUGAAGGACGGAGACGCCUCCAGCUUCUGGAGGAGCUUGGUCAGCCCUGCUUUGGGCCUGUCAGAGAUAGAGGAGAGCAAUGCGCAGCGUUAUUUUGACGACUUGUCACAAUGGAAGCACCGAUCUCGGGACACAAAGUAUGACUUCCUGAGCUGGAACGACAUCCAGGCUUCAGUGAAUAAUGUGAAUGCCUCUGCCCAAGAAGAAAAUAAUAAAAUCCUUGCUGUCCGACUGAUCAACGAGGCUCUGGAGCAGAGCAGCCCAGAGAAAACCCUCAGAGCCCUGCUGCUUCCUUCUUCCGGCCUCUGCGAUGUGACGCUCCCCGUUGCUAAGCGUUACUAUGAUGUUUUGACCCGCAUGCGGAAGCAGAAGGUCCAGAUGACAGGGGACACCGGAGCUAUGCUGUGGUGGGAAGAAAUCCAGGAGGGCGUCUCCAAAGCUAACCACGACACUGAAGCUGCAAAGAGAAUGGCUCUUGGCACCGCUGCCAUCAAUCAAGCCAUCAAGGAAGGGAAUGCGGCACAGACCGUCAGGGUCCUACGCAAUCCGGACGUCUCUAUCUGUGGUGUGGCAAUGGAGUGUGCUGCCUCCUACCAGGCCCAGCUGAGUGCUCUCAUGGCUUCUAAAAAAGCCCCAGGUAACUCCAAACUACCUUGGGUCCGGCACAAGCUGAAGGAUGGGGCAGAGUAUUACUUCAGCCUGCAGACCUUUGAAGGCUCCUGGGACCAGCCUCGCCCCUGUGCCCUCAAUGCGGAGCAUCUCAGCCGGGAGGAAAUCCAGUCCACUGUUGCCCGGGUCACAGCUGCCCAUGAUCGGGAGCGUCUGUGGGAAUCGAGCACCUCGCUGGUUGUGAAGCUGCAGGCCCGGAUGAGGGGCUUCCUGGCCCGGCAGGAAUUUGCAACCCGGCGGAGCUUGUGGUGCAAGCAGGUGCCAGCCGCUCUCAAGGUCCAGGCUUACUGGCGUGGGUACCAGCAACGGAGGCGUUACCUGGAAAGGCUGCAGCAUUUCCAGAAGAACACAGGUGCUGUCAUCAAGAUUCAAGCCUGGGUACGAAUGUGGCGAAUACGCAGGCGAUAUCGACAGAGAUUGGCCUACUUCAGGAAGAAUGUCAAGGCAGUAAUCAAAAUCCAGGCAUUUGUACGAGCUAACAAGGCACGAGAAGAUUACAGGAUGUUGGUACACAGUGGGAAGCCACCUCUCAGCAUCGUCCGGCGUUUUGCCCACCUGCUAGAACGCAGCCAGCGGGACUACUGGGAGGAACUGGAGCUGCUGGAUCUCCAGGAGACUGUGGUGAGGGGAAUCCGCUUCAAUCAGCAGCUGGAGAGCGACCUCAACCUCAUGGAUAUCAAGAUUGGAUUGCUGGUCAAGAACAGGAUCACCCUCCAGGAGGUGGUCUCUCACUGCAAGAAGCUGACGAAGAAGAACAAGGAGCAACUCUCUGAUCUGAUGGGCCGGAGCAAAGAGCAAGGGCUGAAGUCCCUCAGCAGGGAGAAGCGGAAGAUCCUGGAGGCAUAUCAGCACCUCUUCUACCAACUGCAGACCCACCCGGUUUAUUUGGCCCGGCUGAUCAUGCAGAUGCCGCAGAACAAGUCCACAAAGUUCAUGGAGUCUGUGGUCUUCACCCUGUACAAUUACGCCUCCAACGCCAGAGAGGCCUACCUCCUGCUCCAGCUCUUCAGGAGCGCCUUGCAAGAGGAGAUUGAGUCGAAAGUCGAUCAAAUCCGUGACAUCCUCACGGGGAAUCCGACGGUUAUCCGCCUGGUGGUGAGCUUCUACCGCAAUGCCCGUGGGCAGAAUGCCUUGCGCCAGAUCUUGGAGGGCCCCGUGCAAGAGGUUCUGCAGAACAAGACCUUGAGCAUCCGUACCAGCCCUGUGGAAAUCUACAGAGGGUGGAUCAACCAGAUGGAGUCUCAGAGUGGGCAGAAAAGCAAUCUCCCGUACGAUGUCAGCCCUGAGCAAGCCCUGGGUCACCCUGAGGUGCAGAGGAGGUUGGACAUUUCCAUCCGCAAUCUCCUGGCGGUGACGGACAAGUUCCUCUCGGCCAUUACAUCUUCUGUGGACCAAAUUCCUUAUGGGAUGCGCUACAUUGCCAAAGUCUUGAAGACGUCCUUACGAGAGAAGUUUCCGAAUUCUACAGAAGACGAGAUCUACAAGGUGGUUGGGAACCUGCUCUACUACCGUUUCAUGAACCCGGCUGUGGUGGCCCCUGAUGGCUUUGAUAUUGUAGACGUCUCGGCUGGGGUAGCACUCCACCCCGACCACAGGCGCAACCUGGGCUCCAUUGCGAAGGUCUUGCAGCACGCCGCUGCCAACCAACUCUUUGAAGGGGAAAACAGCCACUUGCGGGUGGUGAACCAGUACCUAGAGGAAACCCACCUUAAAUUCAGAAGAUUCAUCAGUGCUGCCUGUUCUGUCCCUGAACCAGAAGAGAGGUUUAAUGUCGACAAGUAUUCAGAGAUGGUGGCCAUCACAAAACCAGUGGUCUACAUAACAGUUGGGGAACUAAUUAACACACAUAAGUUGCUGCUGGAGCACCAGCGUUCCGUGGCUCCUGAUCCUCAAGACCCUCUACACGAACUUCUAGAAGACCUUGGAGGGUUGCCCACCAUCCAGUCUCUAAUGGGCGACAGUGUGGGAAAUGGAGCCAAUGGGACUUCGGAGCAAACUCUGACUCAGCUCGCCAAGACGGAAAUUUCACUCAUCCUUGGCAACAAAUUUGCUGUGGCGGAGGCCAAUAUUGAGGGGGGAAAGGAUACGGAAAGCUUGUUGUUGAGCACUAAGCAGAUGCUGGUUGAUGUGAUCCAGUUCCAACCUGGCGAUUCUCUUGUGGAGAUACUGCAGACGAAGGCAUCAGAGGAUCAGGAAGCCCUCCACCACCACAUUAUGAAGAGAAGGGCCUUAUGCAACACCCAAGCCCCAGAAAAGCUGAGAUGCAACCACACUCUGGUCAGUAACAGCCACCUCUCAAUAGCAGAGAAGCAGCGGAUCAUCCUCAAGAAUCUGCGGCGUCUUGAGAGCCUGGGCAUGGUGGACUCUGCCAACCAGUACCAGGACAUCAUCAAUGAGAUGGCCAAGGACAUCCGCAACCAGAGGAAGUACCGACAACAGCGCAAGAUGGAGCUGGCCAAGCUGCGCCAGACUCUGCACAGCCUCAGCACCAAGAGGAUGUUUUUUGAGGAGCAGGUCGACUACUACAACCAGUACAUCCGGACGUGUCUGGACAACCUGGCAGCUAGAAACAAGCCCAGCAAGAAACAGGCAACCUUGCAUUACACGGCAGCCCGCCUCUUUGAGAAAGGUGUUUUGCUGGAGAUUGAAGACCUGCCAGCCAGCCAGCUCAGGAAUGUGAUAUUUGAAAUAAUCCCUUGCGGUGAAGCUGGCAAGUUCCAGGUGAAGGCAAAAUUUAUGGGAGUUGACAUGGAGAAGUUUCAGCUCCAGUACCAGGACCUCCUCCAGCUCCAGUAUGAGGGUGUCGCCAUCAUGAAAAUGUUUGACAAAGCCAGAAUCAACGUCAACCUCCUGAUCUUCCUCCUCAACAAGAAGUUUUUCAAGAAAUAACUAAAGGCCUGAGGGCCACAUGGGCACCAAUGUCUUCUAGUGGUGGCUCGAUGGUACCAAAGAGACAGUGGUGCUCACAGUGCUUUUGUGUUGAACCGCAAGCAAGCCCAUGAUAAUCAACUCAAAAUUCCUGAUUCUGGCUUUUAAUUCUCACUGGGGUGGUAGUCAACCUGCAUCCGGGCUGGACCACUUCAGAAAGACAGGACUGGAUGCUUCUCUGCACAAGUUCUUGUUUUCUUUUAAUCCUGGCAUGUAGAAUGCUUGCAUCUCAGGGAGAAGCCUAAGCUAGAACUGUUCUCUCUGGGAUUGUUUACAAUGUGCUGGGAAUUUGCUUGUACAGUGGGGUCUUCCAUAAUAAUGUGGGCCCCCAUGUAGAGUCACUAGAUGCAAGUAUUUUUAAAGUCACAAAGGCUGGAUUUAUCAGAGAGGAGAGGGGGAUAUUUAUGCUGGCCCUGUGCCAGCCUUCCUCAACCUGAUGCCCUCCAGAUGUUUUGGUCUACAGUUCCCAUCGGCCCUAGUCAGUGCAUGCUGGGAUCAAUAGUCCAAAGCAUCUGGAGUGCACCAGAUUGGAGAAAAGCAUGCUCUGCAAUCCUUCAACAGGCAGUCUCUGAUGAAGAGUCAACCAUACACUCCCCAAUUAGUGAUGGGUGGAAAUUUUACACACCAAGGAAAAUUUCACUCCUAUUCUGCUUUGUUUUUCUGUGUCUCUGAUUUCUACUGAUUCCAUAUGUGUCCGUGUUACUUCCUUCUUUGAUGCAACUACAACAGAAAAUAAGUUCCAAUAGACUUGACAUUAGAGAUACCAAAGACCCUCAACUGUUGUUUUUUAAAAUUCCAGUGUGCUUUUUAAAAAAAGAUAUUUAUAUCAGUGCAUUUUUUAAAAUAAUGCUUGGAAUGCUAUUGCAAAAAUACUGAAAACUAAGGGCCCCUGCCUGAUCUCUGGAAAUACAAGUAUUGACCGGCAAAUGUUUAAUUAUGAUAUCUAGUUUGCAUUAAUGCUGUCAGCUGCUGGGUUAUAUCAUUAUUGCUGCUUUAAGAAAUAUUCCACCAUUCAGCAACAUUUAGAUUUGGUUUAUGUAAUUGCUGAACUAGUGGAAGUCUAGUGGGCUUUUUUAAAAGUUAUAUAUUCAAGGGAUUUGAAAAUAAAUAAAUAGAAUUGUAUUUAA